GAGAGGGAAGAGGCUUUCGUCCCUGCAGCUCUGAGCGGCAGCAGCAGAGCAGCGUCAGUGUGUUUUCACUGGGAAAGGAGGCUACCGAAAUGGUAGCUUCCUGCAGAUAAAAAUACAGGCGUUCUUUUUAUUUUUUUCCCCACUCUGUUUAUGCCCACCGUGGAUGUCAGCUUUGCACACAUGUGAAGGGCAGCGCGGCAGGGGGAGAGUGCACAGGGCAGAAUGGCACGCUAUAAGGACAUUGCCAUCAAGAAGACCACUUCUCUGAACCUGGUGACGGGAUUUUUUCAGUACCUUCGCGAUGAACAAGAAGCAGUACAGAAGAGAACAUUCACAAAAUGGAUCAACUCCCACUUGGCCAAGCGCAAGCCUCCGUUGGUGGUGAACGACCUGUUCGAGGACAUCAAGGAUGGGGUGAUGCUUCUUGCCCUGCUGGAGGUGCUCUCUGGACAGAAACUGCCCUGCGAGCAAGGCCGGCAGCUUCGCAGGAUCCACUGGGUGUCCAACAUCGGGACGGCGCUCAAGUUCCUGGAGGGCAGGAGGAUCAAGUUAGUCAACAUCAACUCAACGGAUAUCGUCGAUGGAAGACCGUCCAUCGUCCUGGGGCUGGUGUGGACCAUCAUCCUGUAUUUCCAGAUCGAGGAGUUGACCAGUAACCUGCCGGCUCUGCAGGCUCUGUCCAGCAGCACCUCAUCGGUGGAGAGCAUGGCCAGCUCUGAGACAGCCAGCCCGCCCAUGAAGAGGAAGGUCAUCACCAAGUUCCAGGGCAACGCCAGGAAAGCCCUGCUCAAAUGGGUGCAGUACACAGCAACCAAGCGGCUGGGCAUCGAGGUGAAAGACUUCGGACCCAGCUGGCGCAGUGGGGUUGCCUUCCACUCGGUCAUCCACGCCAUCCGGCCAGACCUGGUGGACAUGGAGCGCGUGCGGAGGAGGCCUAACAGAGAGAACCUGGAGGAGGCCUUUUCCCUGGCUGAAAACGAGCUGGGAAUCCCACGACUCCUGGACCCAGAAGAUGUGGAUGUUGACAAGCCGGAUGAGAAGUCCAUCAUGACUUAUGUUGCCCAGUUCUUGAAGCACUACCCAGACCCCCAUAAUACGGAGUCAGACGGACAGGAAGAGGAGCUGCUUCUCGGUUCCAUCCCAACUUUCGCACUUUCUAUCCCUACCCUACCGUUUGGUCUUGACCCUCGAGACAUAGAACAGAUGCUAGAGAGGGAGCAGCGCAAGGUACUGAGGGAGAUGAAGACCUGGCUGGAGCAGCUUGAGAGGGACGUGGCUCGGGCCCAAGGGGCAGAAGGCAGCCUGACUGAGAAGUACCAGUCCUUUAAGAGCUUCCGUGUGCAGUAUGAGAUGAGGAGGAAACAGACGGAGAGCCUGCUGCAGCCCACGCAGAGAGACGGGAAGCUGACCGUGGACCAGGCGCUGGUCAAGCAGGCAUGGGAGCGCGUGUCUGCCAGGCUCCUGGACUGGCACCUCCAGCUGGACAAGUCCCUUCCAGGCCCACUGGGCAUGAUCGGGGCGUGGCUGCACCGGGCUGAGCUGGCGCUGCGGGAAGACGUGGCCAUCCAGCAGGCGUAUGAGGAGACUGCCAAUGUCGUCCAGAGGACACUGGAGCAGCACAAGGAGGUGCUGAAGAAUCUGGAGGCACACAAACAGACCUUUCAGCAGAUUCACAGAGACAGAUCUGUCAACGGGGUUCCUGUCCCCUCAGAACAGCUCCAGGAUAUGGCAGAGAGGUUCAAUUAUGUCUCAACAUCAUCUCAUAUCCACCUGAUCAAACUGGAAUUCUGGGAGAUGAAGUACCGUCUGCUGGCCUUUCUUAUGCUGGCAGAGUCCAAGCUCAAAUCCUGGAUCAUUAAAUAUGGCCGACGGGAGUCGGUGGAGCUACUGCUACAGAACUACGUUUCAUUCAUUGAGGGACACAAGUUCUUCGAACAAUAUGAGACAACAUACCAGACUCUGAAACAAGCUGCUGAGGUGUAUGUGAAAUCUGAUGUUUCAGCUGAGGAGGGGGAAGGGGUGAACAAGUUCCUGAGCGACACGGCAGCACAAUGGAGGAACCUGUCGGUAGAGGUGCGCAGCGUGCGAAGCAUGCUGGAGGAGGUCAUCUCCAACUGGGAGAAGUACAGCAGCACCGUGGCCAGCCUGCAGGCCUGGCUCGAGGAUGCCGAGAAGAUGCUGAACCAGCCGGAAAACGCCAAACGGGACUUCUUCCGGAAUCUUCCGCACUGGAUCCAGCAGCACACAGCCAUGAAUGAUGCUGGAAACUUCCUCAUAGAGACCUGUGAUGAAACUGUCUCUCGGGACCUGAAGCAACAGCUGCUGCUUCUCAAUGGGAGAUGGAGAGAGCUCUUCGUCAAAGUCAAACAGUAUGCAAGGGCAGAUGAAGUGGACAAAAUGAGGAAGGAAUACCAGGAUGGGAUCUCCUCCCUCAAGAGCUUUGUGGACGCAGCCAACGAGAAGAUGACUGCUCCCGUGCAGGUGUCGUUCUUGAACGUCCGAACGUUCGUCCAGGACAUCGAGGACAUCAAACACAAGGUGCCAGCCAUGGAGGCGCAGUACAAGACCGCCACCCGCAACGCCCAGCUGCUGACCAAGGACACCCCGCAGGAGGAGGUCACACAGAUGCUGGGCACCAUGGCAACCAUCAAGGAGCAGCUGAGCAAGAUAAGGGAGCGCUACCUGCCACUCCUCCGGGAGUCCCAGGCCCUGCUGCCUGCCCUGGAGGAGAUGGAGAAGCAGAUCACCAGCUUCUACCAGUCCCUGGAGAAGGCCAGCUGCAUCACGACAAAGAGGGACUCCGAAACCUCGGGGGACUUCAAACACAAGUGUCAGGAUCUUCUGACCUACCAGCAGAGCUGUAAAAAGUGUCUGUCUGUGAUCGAGAGGAACCAUCAGUCCGUACAGAGGGCGCUGGGCAGCAGUAAGGCCCUCCGCCACUUCGACAGGUCUCUCCUGCAGAAGAGGGUGGUGGAGCUGCAGGCCACCUCGCAGGCGAUGGUGAAGGAGGCCACAGAAUGGAGGAAGCACGUGGAGGCCAACAGCAGCCUCAUGAAGAGGUUUGAGGAGUCCCGCAUCGAGCUGGAGAAGGUGCUGAAGAUGGCCCAUCUCUCCCUGAAGGACAAGGGCAACCCAGAAGAGCUGCUGAAAAAACACACUGAGUUCUUCGGGCAGCUGGACCAGCGGGUGUUGAACGCGUUCCUGAAGGCGUGCGACGAGCUCACAGACAUUCUGCCUGAGCAGGAGCAGCAGAGUCUGCAGGAAACUGUCCGGAAACUGCACAAACAAUGGAAGGAUGUCCAAGCGGAGGCGCCUUACCACCUGCUGCACCUGAAGGUGGAGGUGGAGCGCACUCGGCUGAUGGCGUCUCUGCAGGAGUGCCGGGGGGAGCUGGCCCGGGAGAACAAGGCCCUGCCCAGCGCAGGCAGCGAGAGGCUGAUCAAGGAGCACCGCGCCUUCUUCAGAGAGAAGGGCCCACAGUCACUGUGUGAGAAGAGACUGCAGCACAUAGAGGAGCUUUGCCAGAAGCUUCCGGAGAGCGACUCUGCCCACCGCACCGUCGACAGCACCAGGAAGGCCCUCGCCGAGGUCAAGGCGCAAAUUGACUCUACUUACCAGAAACUGCUGCAGCACCCGGACAAGUGGAAGGAGUUCAACGCCAGGUUCUCUGAGCUCUCAGCCUGGCUCUCAUCCAAGGAAAGCCAACUCCGCCUGCUUAGGAACAGAGCCAACGACCCCAGCAAGUACGGGCAGGUCAAGACCACCAUUGAGGAGCUGAGACGUGAUGCAGAAGAGCAGGAGGGGAACCUGGGCUGGCUGAAGGCUCGCAUGGCCGCCCUGAUCGAGGUCUGCACGGACAGCGAGGCCAAGAGGCAGGGGGCCGCCCUCACCAAACUCUCCACAGACUUCAAAACCCUCAUCUCCUCCCUGGCAGAGUCGGAGAAGGUGGUGUCAGCGGUGGGGGACUGCGUGCAGUUCCGGGAGGAGGUGCGCAGCACGCUGGAGGAGCUGCUGGAGGGGCAGCAGCAGGCCCAGGCGGAGGCCCGUAAGAUUCUGGACGCGGAAAACGUGAGGGAGGCCCAGCAGCUGCUCCUCAUCCACCAGCAGCAGCUCAAGCACCUGCGGGCCAAGAGGAAGGAGGCGGAGCUGCAGAUCUCGCGGGGCCAGCAGCUGCAGGUGGAGGGGGGCCUGAGCAGCUCCCUGCAGCCCGACCUGCAGAAGCUGGAAGACACGCUCGGCAAGAUGGACCAGACCAUGGAGGCGCAGGAGCAGAGUCUAAAGGUGACCCUGGCUGCAUGGCAGGAGUUUGAGAGCCAGCGGGUGUCGGUGGGGGAGUUUGUUAGCAGAGCCAGGUCUGUCCUGGAGAGGGAUCUCACGUUCAGCAGCCUGGAGAGCCUGACGGCCGAACUGCUGCAAGCCAAGGAGCUGUGUAAACAUGGCGAGGUGCAGAUGACGCAGGUAGACAUCCUCCUGAAGAGGGCAGCAGAGAUCCAGCUGGGCCCCAAGAACCAGACCGUGCUCCAGCAGCAGGCCCGGUCCGUCAGCGAGCAAGUGGACCGCGUGGAAGCCGGCCUCAAGAAAGAUGUUAAACAGCUGGAGAUGAUGAAAACCCAAUGGGAGAAGUUCGGGAGUGAGUUUGAGGAAUUCUCCACGUGGAUUUCUGAGAAGGAGAAGGAGCUGGACUCCCUGAACGCAUCCUCCAGCCCGCUCGAAUCGCAGAUUAACACAGUAAAGGCUGUGGGGGCAGAGCUGGAGGAGAGGGCGUCAGUCCUGCCCCGCCUGGAGGCGGAGUCUCAGGCUCUGGGUCAGUUUGUGUCGCCGGGGGAGGCGGCCCGAAUCAAGGCGCGUCUGACCCAGAUCGGCAGGUACUGGGAGGAGCUAAGGGAGAGCGCAGAGCGGCUGGGGGGGCAGCUGCAGGAGAGCUCCUCCCACCUGCAGAGGUUCAACAGCAGCCUGCAGCAGGUGAAGACAACAAUGAGUGAACUGAAAGACAAACUGGAUCGCCCAGUUACUUCUUGUACAUCAUCAUCUGAAACAUACAAAGCCCUUCAGGAUCAUAUGGACGUGACCCAGGCCCUGGAGCAGCUGAAGGCCACGCUGCAGUCCCUGUCGGCCGGGGUCCGCAGGCUGAGCGACCGGGCGCAGGCGGAGAGAGAGGUGGCCUGCCUGCAGCGGGAGUACGAGGAGGGCCUGCAGCUGGCCAAGGACAAGCAGGCGCAGCUGGAGGGCCUGCUCUCCCUGUGGCAAAAAUAUGAAAAAGAGCGCUCCAUAUUCCUGUCCUGGGUGGAGAGAUGUGAGUCGGUGUGCGGCUCGGAGUCCCAGCACCUCUCCGCAGAUAAAGCCAAGCUGCAGAGUGAGCUGCAAGCAGUGCAGGAUCUGCAGUCUGAAGUCCAGGCCCAUGAGACCAUGUUCCAGGGUCUGGCCAGCCUGGGGGCAUCCCUGCAUCCCACUGCAUCAGAGGAGAGAGUUAAGGAGCUCUCAGAGGACCUGCACCAGCUGGAGAGGAGAUGGAACUCCCAGAAUGAGGCCAUACCCCACAGAAUACAGCGGCUUCAGGGCCACAUCUCCCUGGUGGAGAAGUUUGACGAGGCCCUGCUGCAGGUCUCCCAGUGGAGCCAGGACUUCCUCGCAGGGCUCCAGGCCAACUCCCACGUCGACAUCACAGACCUCCCCUCAGCUUGCGCCCAGGUCAAGGAGAGGGCAGCGUCACUCCAGACGCAGGCGGGGGCGAGGGAGAGCCUGCAGCGGCGGGCGGAGGCCCUGUGCGCCGCCUGCGAGCCGGGCGACCUGCAGCUGCUGCAGGGCAGGCGCGAAGACUGCCUGCAGCUCUCCCUGGAGGCGCAGCAGCUGGUGGAGCGGCGGCACGAGUGCCUGGAGAAGCUGGAGGCCUUCCUGCAGACCCACAGCGUGGCGGCCAGCGUGCUGCAGGGGCUGCGGCAGACGGUGGAGAGCUCGGGCAGCUGGGACAAGGGCCGGGCCGAGGCACUGCAGCAGGAGCUGAGGGCCAUUGUGCCCGACAUCGGCCGCCUGGAGACCCUGGCCGUCAGCCUGGACGGCAGCCUCAGCAAGGCGCACUACCACCUGUGCGAGGGCGGGCCCGAGCGCCGCACCUCCUGCCGGGCGCUGGCCGACGCCCUGGGCGCCACCCUGGAGAUGGUGCAGAACCUGCUGGGCACCAAGCAGAGCGAAGCGGAGGCCCUGGGCGCGCUCUGGACCUCCUUCAGGCAGCGCAAGGAGCAGCUGCUGCGGAGCGUGGAGGACAUUGAGGAGAAGGCCAACCACCACGGGCUGAAAGAGCCCAGCCUGCCAGCCCUGCAGCAGAGGCUGCGGUUCUUCAACCAGCUGGAGGAUGAGCUGCAGUCCUACCAACACGAGGAGCAGUGGCUGAGGGACAAGGGGCAGCAGCUGGCCCAGAAGGACAGCGAGCUGGCCGGGGAGGCCCUGAGGGAGAUCAGCAUGGUGGAGUCCACCUGGGAGGCCACCAAGAGACUCAUCGCUGACAGUCAGGAGCAGUGCAGCAUCCUGGUCGACCUCAUGAGGGAGUACCAGAGCCUGAGAGCCACCGUCAGCGGCCUGGUGGAGAGCGCAGAGACCGUGGCGGAGGUCAAAUCCGCCCUGAAGGACCAGGAGGACAUCCGGAGACUGCUGUCACGGCAUGAGGCAGCUAAGGUGGAGAUGGCAGGCGGCCAGGAAGAGCUGGAUCAGUUCACGAAUAAAGGGAAGCAUCUGCUGAACGAGCUGAAGAAGAUUCCAGACUGUGAGGUUCAGGUGGUCAGGAAAGACAUGGAGUCCAUCGUGGACCAGUGGCUGGAUGUAUCGGAGCGGCUCGACGAGCACAUCGAGCGCCUGAGUAAGAGCGCGGCGCUGUGGGAGGACGUGCGCAAGAUCGACGAGGACAUCGACAGCUGGGCGCAGAGCUCGGUGACCGAGCUCAGCGAGAGCCUCAGCAACCUCAACGACAGCCAGAGGAUGGAGGCGCGCCUCACCGAAUUCCAGGUGGAGGUGGAGGCAAAAGAGCAAAAGCUGGAAACACUGCAGGAAAAAGUAUCAGAGUUGAAGAAGCUCACCAGGACUCAGGAGACACCCGCUGAGCUACAGGUUAUGGAGGCUGACCUGAGGAAGAAGAUCGGCCAGGCGCAGGAGAUAUCUGAGCAGGCCAGAGGCACCCUGCGGGACUUCAGCUCCCAGAAGCAGCAGCUGGAGGAGUUCAUAUCCCAGAUGACAGAGUGGCUGAAGAACGUGGAGGAGUCCCUGUCGGCACCGCUUCAAGGCUCAGAGCCAGAGCACAUCUGCAGGGUGAAGGACAUCCAGAAAGAGCUGCAGAACCAGCAGAGCAACAUCGACACCACGCGGGAGAACCUCAACUCCCUGUGCAGGAAGUACCCCUCCGAGGAGCUGGCCCGGCUGGGCGCCUCCCUCACCGACCUCAUCAAGAGGAACGAGGCGGUCAACCAGCGCGUCACCAGGACCCUGAGCUCCUUGCAGGACAACCUGCAGCAGCACUUUAAUGAGCUGGUGCAGCAGUUCCACAGCUGGCUCUCUGAGCUUAAGGAUGGGGUGAGGCAGUGCUCCGACCAGUCUGGGGACACCGUUGUCAUGGAGAACAAGCUGCAGAAGCUGAAGGGGGCGCUGGAGAGGGUGGAGGAGGGCGAGAUGCGGCUGACGCGGGUGUGCGAGGAAGGGGAGAAGCUCCUGCUGCACCUCCCCAAGGCCAGCGCCGGACAGGUGCAGCAGCAGCUGUCCUCCAGCCAGCAGGACUGGGACAGCUUUGUGGAGCAGUGCAGACAGAGCCAGCAGGCUCUGGAGGAGAGCGCCGCCCUGCUGAGCGGGUUCGAGGGUCGCCUGAAGAGGCUGAGUGUGUGGCUGGAUCAGAUGGAGGAGAGCAUGAAGACAGAGCUGAGGGCGGAGAGCAAACAGCACAUCCCUGAGAAGAAGGAGGAGCUGGAGAGGGUGGAGGAAUUCCACAAAGAGCUACUGAAAGAGAGGGACUCCUUCGAGCGGCUGUGCCAGGAGUCUCAGGGGCUGAGCGAGGCGGGGCGCGGGGAUGGGGGCGAGGUGCGGGCGUCUGCGCAGCUGCAGGCCAGGUACCAGGCCCUGCUGAAGGGGCUGAAGGAGCAGCUGCGCAGCUGUCAGCUCACCCUGCAGGAGCACCAGGCCUUCGAGGAGACGCUGCAGAGCACCUGGGCCUGGCUGAAGGGCGUCCAGGAGCGCCUGGCCUCCCUCAGGAGCACCUCCGGCAGCAAGGAGGCGCUGGAGAAGCGCUUGGGGCUAGUGCAGGACAUUCUGCUGAUGAAGGGUGAGGGCGAGGUGAAGCUGAACAUGGCCGUGGGGAAGGGCGAGCAGGCCCUGAAGAGCAGCGGCGAGGAGGGGCAGGAAGUGAUCCGCUCCCAGCUGCAGAGCCUGAAGGACAUGUGGGCCAACGUGCUCAUGACCUCCAUGAGCUGUCACAGCCGGCUGGAGUGGACGGUGACCCAGUGGAGCAGCUUCCAGGAGAGCGAGGGCCAGCUGCAGCAGUGGAUGGAGUCCGUGGAGCAGGAGGUGGGGGCGCCCCUGCCCCCUCAGCCGGGCCUGAAGGAGAAGGCCUCCCAGCUGGACCGGUUCCGGGCCGUCCUGGCCGACGUGGCGAGCCACUCCGUGGCGCUGUCCCGCCUGAUGGAGAAGUCGGAGGAGCUGCAUGGGAAGACCUCCGACCCCGCGUUCGGCGAGGAGGCGAGGACGGAGCUGCGCACUCACUUCGCCGACAUCACCGCCGUCGUCAAGGGGAAGGUGAAGGCGAUGGAGGACGUAGUGGAGGAGCAUGAGCAGUACCUGGAAGCGGUGAGGGAGCUGACUGAUUGGCUGGCGUCCGCCAAAGAGGAGCUCCAGCGCUGGUCGGACACGUCAGGGGACCCCGCCUCCGUGCAGAGGAAGCUCUCCAAAGUGCGGGAGCUGAUUGAUUCCAGGCAGCGGGGCCGGGAGCGGCUGAGCCGGGUGCAGAGGUGUGCGGCGGCGGCGCGCGAGCACACGGCAGCCGCGGGCUGCGAGCUGAUGGACCGCGAGGAGGCGGCGCUCCGCUGCGCCUGGGAGCAGUGGGAGGGGGCGGCGCUGCAGACGCGGGACGGGCUGGAGGGCGCCCUCGCUCAGAUGGCCAGCUCUGAGCGGGAAUUCAGCAGCCUGGCGGCGCAGCUGGAGCGGGACCUGCAGGAGUUUGACGGCCAGCUGCAGGACUGGAGCCGGCGGCUCGCCCAGGUGGAGGGGAAGAACACCAGCGAGGAGGCCGUGCAGGGCUGGCAGAUCGCUAAGGACACCCUGGAGGGUUUGCUGAAUGUGGAGCCCAUGUCGGACAGCCUGAAGACCCAGCUGAACGACCUGUGCCGCUUCUCCCGGGACCUUGGGGCCCAGUCGGAGAGAGUGUCCGCUCUGAUCAAAGAGUACAACAGUCUCAGCCUCCAGGCCGCUCGGGAGUGCCAGAACAAGGAGAAGCUUCUGGAGCAGCGGUUCCGAACGGCCUUCCGAGACUUCCAGCAAUGGCUGGUCAACGCCAAGAUCAACACAGCCAAGUGCUUCGACGUGCCCCAGAGCAUCGCAGAGGCCUCUGCCGGCCUGCUGAAGAUACAGGAGUUCCUGAGUGACAGGGAGCAGGGGCAGUCCAAGCUCAAUGCCGUGGUGCUGAACGGGGAGCUGCUGAGCGGCAUAGUGGCCAAAGACAGAGUGGAUACCAUUCGAGCCAAAGUGACCAGUGCCAGAGAUGACUGGAAGAGCCUCAUGUCGAACCUGCACAAAAGGGAGACAGCCUUACAGAACCUGCAGUCUCAGAUGCGCGACUUCGAGACAAGCGCCGAGCCCCUGCAGGAGUGGCUGAACGGGACGGAGAGCGCGGUGCAGGAGAGCAGCACACGCCUCCACGACCUUCCAGCCAAAAAGCAGGAGCUGCAGAAGCUCCAGUCUGUCCUUGAGGAAAUAGCCUCACAGGAGUCUCAGCUGAGCCGGCUGAAAGAGAAGGCUCACCUGCUGUGGGAAGGACAGGCGACGGGAAAGGGCUUUAUGCACCGCGUCGCGCAGCUCUCAGCGCAGUAUCUAGCUUUAAGCAACCUGACCAAGGAAAAGGCCUCUCGUAUCGAGAGGAUCGUCAGCGAGCACCAGCUCUUCUCACAGGGUCUGAGGGAGCUGCAGAACUGGGUGACUGAUGCCAACCACAUGCUUCAGACCUACUGCUCUCCCACUGCGGACAAAAAUGUGCUGGACAGCAGGAUGAUCAAGCUAGAGGCCCUGCUGACGGCGAGGCAGGAGAAGGAGAUCCAGCUGAAGAUGCUGAUCACUCGGGGCGAAUCAGUGCAGAGGAACACCUCCCCCGAGGGCGUCCCUGUCGUCCGAAAGCAGAUCCAGGACCUCAAGGACUCUUGGGAUUCCCUGCUGUCCGCCUCCAUCCAGUGCAAGAGUCAGCUGGAAGGUGCCCUCUCGCAGUGGACCAGUUACCAGGACGACGUGCGCCAGUUUGUGAGCUGGAUGGAGCGGGUGGAGGAGAGCUUGGGCAGCACAGACAAACAGUACUCGGAGAUGAGGGACAAGACUGCAAAUCUGGGCAAAGCCAAGCUGCUGUACGAGGAAGUCCUGAGCCACAGUAGCACCCUAGAGACCAUCGGGAUGAAGGGCUCCAAUAUGGCCGAACACUACGUCACACAGCUGGAGAUCCAGGACCUACAGGACCGCUACACCGCCUUAAAGGACAAAGCCAAGGCUGCAGUUUGUAAGGCAGAGGAGCUAGUCCUGGCCCACCAGGAGUACCAGCGGGGUCUGCACAUGUUUGAGGACUGGCUGGAGCAGGAGCAGGAGCGGCUGGGCUGCCACUCCCAGCUGGAAGGAGAUGUGGAAACCCUGGAGAGUACGCUGCAGGAGCUGCAGGAGCUGCAGGUGCGCUGCACCGAGGGCCAGGCGCUGCUCACUGCGGUGCUGAGCAGCCGGGAGAAAGUCAUCCCCUGGGGGGUGCCACAGAUCGAGGACCGCGCCCUGGAGACGGUGCAGCAGGAGUGGCGGGCGUACCAGGCCCGCCUGGGCGAGAGCCGGGCGCGGCUCAACAGCGCCAUCACCAAGCUGCGGCAGAUGGAGCACAAGUUCCAGCACCUGGACGAGUGGCUGAAGGGCAUGGAGGGCAAAGUCCAGCUGCGCAGCCACCGGCGCUCGGACAGAGCCACCAAGGAGGCCCAGCUGCAGCUGCUGCAGCGCUGGCAGGAGGAGGCGCUGGUGUACCAGGAAGAGGUGGAGGGGCUGAGCGCACUGGCCCAGCAGGUUCUGGAAGAGACCCACAUCAGCAGCCGGGUCAGCGCCCGCGCCACCCAACUCACCGCCCGCUACCACGCCCUUCUGCUGCAUCUGAUGGAGACCAUUAAGCAGCUGCAGGAGGAGGUGCGCUGCAUCGAGGAGGCGCAGAGCGUCUUCAGCACCUUCUCCGACUGGCUCAGCACGGCGCAGAGGAACUUCCGCACCGUCGCCGUCAGCAUCGACGUGGUGGACCGCGUCGCCAUGGACAGGAAGAUGAAGAAGCUAGAGGCUCUGCAGAGUGACAUGGAGCUGGGCCACAGCUUCCUGAAGGCCAUGCGGGAGAAGACGGAGAGAGCCAUGGCCUUCCUGGAGGAGUCUGAGGCGGAGCAGCUGCGUGGGGAGGUGGACGCCCGGCUGUCCCAGCUGGAGGGGCUGAUGGGGGCGCUGCGGGCAGAGUACAGCGUGCUGGAGAAGUGCAUACUGCUCUCCAAGGAGUUCCUGGACAAGUACAAGGCCCAGGCCCAGUGGCUCGUGGAGACACGAGCCCUGCUGAACUCACCUGUCGAGCCCAAAGCCGAGCUCUACCAGAAGAAGGCCCAGUUAGCCAAGUACAAGACUAUACAGCAGACCGUGCAGUCCCAUGAGUCAGCGGUGAGAUCCGUCAUUGAGAAGGGGGAGGCCCUGCUUGACACCGUCCGAGACCCCACCGUCAGCGAGAACAUGACCAAGCUGAGGACGGACUUCCAGGAGCUGUGCGCUGCAGCCAGGGCUCACGUGCGGAGCCUGGCGGAGAGGGUGAAGGAGCACGAGUCCUACAACGGCGAGCUCCAGGAGGUGGAGAAGUGGCUCCUGCAGAUGUCCAGCCGGCUGGUCACUUCGGACUCCAUGCAGAGCGGCAGCCUGGAGGUGGCCACGCAACAGCUGGCCAGACACAAGGCCAUAAUGGAGGAGAUUGCGGGCUUCGAGGAGCGGCUGACGAGUCUGAAGGAGAAAGGAGACGACCUUGUCGGCAGCUGUGCGGAGCAUCUCCAGGCCAAGAUUGGGCAGCAGGUCCAGGCUCAUCAGCAGGGCACCCGAGACAGCUACUCCGCCAUCUGUAGCACAGCCCAGCGUGUGUACCAGAGUCUGGACCGCGAGCUGCAGAAGCACGUCAGCCACCAGGACACACUGCAGCAGUGCCAGACGUGGCUCUCCAGCGUACAGGAGGAGCUGCUGCUGCAUGCUCAGCCCCCCUUCAGCCAGCAGGAGGCGCUCAAACAGGUGAAGCACGACAGGGCUCUGCAGGAGCAGGCCAGCACCUACCUCGAUCUCGUGUGUUCAGUGUGUGACCUGUCUAAUGAGACAGUGAGAAGCACAGCAGCAGAGAUCCAACAGAUCAAGCUCAUGAUAGAGGAAAGGAUGUCAAGAUCCCAGGACCUGGCGGAGAGCUGGAAGGAGAUCAGAGAGCAGAAGGUGGAGCUGGUGACCCACUUCCAGGACCUGGAGCAGCAGCUGCAGAGCCUCAACAGGAGGCCCGCCGAACUGGAGCCCAAGAUUGCACAGAACAUGCUGGCCCAGGCCAAGGAAUUCAACCAGCAGUUGCAGGCCAAGCAGGGAAUCCUGACCCGGAUGACGGAGAGUGUGAACCGGCUGACAGAGGGCCAGGACUCCCCGGAGCACACGGAGAUCGGGCGCCUUAGCCACACCUGGCUGGAUCUAUGCCACCAGGCCAACAGGCUGCUGAGCCAGAGGGAGGAGGACCUGCAGCGGACCAGGGACUACCACAACUGCAUCAGCGCGGUGGAAGUACUGUUCGACCAGGUGUCCAAGGAGUGGGACAACCUGGCCAGAACGGACACAGAAAGCUCUUCUGAGCACUUGGAGGCUCUCAGGAAGCUGGCCGUUGCCCUGGAGGAACAGAGGGGCACUUUGGAUGACCUGAGGGAGCACAGGCAGAAGGUCAUGCACCGCCUGAACUUGGACGACAAGGAGCUGGUCAAGGAGCAGGUGGGCCACUUCGAGCAGCGCUGGGUCCAGCUGGAGAGCCUGAUCCAGAGGAAGAUCCAGGACUCGGUGCUGAUGCUGGAGGACAUGAACCAGGUGGAGUCUAGGCUGAGGGAGGCCCGUGAGUGGGCCGAGGAGCAGCAGCCGGCCCUGUCAGAGGCCAUGAAGAUGAGCCCCCCUCCGGAGCUGGCCCAGAGCUUCCUCUUCGACCACCUCAGCAUCUGUAGUGAGCUGGAGGCCAAGCAGCUGCUCCUGGCCCAGGCCAUGACGGACGCCGACAGGGUGCUGGCCCACCUGGGCCUGAAUGAACGGCAGCGGCUGCAGCAGCUUAUCUCAGACACCCAGGCCGAGGUGGAGUCCCUGGGCGCCAAGGUGGUCCAGAGGAGGAAGUACCUGAGCAAGGCCUUCACCGAGAGGACGCAGUUCCUGCUGGCGGUCGGCCAGGCCAUCGCGUGGGUCCAGCAGAACGAGCGGAAGGCGCUAGCAGAAGAGCACAUCGCCCUCUUGCCCGACGACCUCAGCAAGCAGGUGAGGACGUGCCGGAACGUUCAGAGCAGCCUGCGGACGUAUCAGAGCGAGCUCACCUCGCUGUGGUCGCAGGGGAGGGACCUGAUGAAGGACGCCACGGAGGACGAAAAGACGGAGAUUCUAACCAAGCUGCAGGAGUUGCAGAACAUCUUCGAGACUGCCCUGCAGAAGUGCACUCAGCGGCUGCAGGAGCUGGAGAAAGCCCUGGUGUCCAGGAAGUAUUUCAAGGUGGACCUGGACAAAACCUGUCAGUGGCUGAAACAGGCCGACAUUGUGACGUUUCCUGAAAUCAACCUUAUGAACGGUGACACAGAGCUGAACCUGCAGCUUGCAAAAUAUCAACAGAUAUUAGAGCAAGCCACAGAAUAUGAAAACCUCCUUCUCAUUGUCCAGAGAGCUGGUCAAGAGAUACUCCCCACUCUAAAUGAAGUGGACCACUGCUAUUUGGAUGAAAAGCUGAAUGCCCUCCCACAACAAUACAACAGCAUUUUGGCUUUGGCUAAAGAAAAGCGGGAAAAAAUCCAACAGGCCAUUCUUGGGCGCAAAGAGUAUGCCUCCUUUAUUGAAGUAACGCAUAAAGCUCUGAAAGAACUUGAGGAGCAGUUCACUAUCUUGGGAAAGCAACCCGUGGGCCUGAGGACGGAGGAAGUCGUUAACUUACAGGAUGAUUACAAAGCUCUCCUGGUAGAUCUGACAAAUCUGGGUCUUGCAGUGAGUGAACUGAACCAGAAAAAAGAGGCAUUUCGCAGCACCGGUCAGCCCUGGAGACCGGAGGAGAUGGUCAUGCUGGUGAGCCUUUACAAUGGGCUGAAGAGGCUCAUCGAGCAGAAGAUAGAACAUUUAGGCGACACCCUGGAGUCCUUCGAAGACCACAAAGCCAUGGCCACGCAGCUUGACUCCGAGCUGAAGGCCACUAAGGAGCAGCUGGUCAAAGUCAACGCGGAGACUCAGUCGGCCGAGGAGAGGCUGAAGAACUACCACUCCCUGGCUGGGACUCUGCAGAGCGCCAGCUCCCGCCUGAAGAGGCUGAUGGAGCAGAUGGAGACCCUGGCCCCUCACGUGGACCAGGCAGCCCACGAGGCCUCCAGGCAGCAGGUGAACCUGUGGCAGGAGGAGCUGCAGUCCCUGCAGGCUGCGGUCGGGGAGCUCAUAGUGGAGUGCGAGAACCGCUUUGUGCAGAGCAAGGACUUCCAGACAGAGGUCAAGCGCACCCUGGACUGGCUCCAGCAGGUCAGAGAUGAGCUGGGCGUGGCCGUCGUGCUGGACGUGAAGGUGGAGAGGGUGCAGGAGGAGAUGAGGAAGCAGCAGAUCGUGCAGGAGGAGGUGCAGUCCAGGCUGAGAAUCGUGGCUGCCCUGAGCAGCAGGGAAAAGCAGAAAUACACCAAUGCCAAUGAGCUGGUCCCUGCCCAUGUGGAUACCAGCCUGGAGGAGAUGGCAAAGCUGGAGGCUGAUGUCCAGCAAGCACUAAGUGCCAAACAGAUCACGCUGGAGCAGGCCCUGUCGUUGUGCCAGAAGUACCAUUCCACCAUGCAGUCUGCGUGCGAGUGGCUGGAGGACGCGGUGGCCUUCCUGCAGCAGGCCAGCCUGGGCGUGGACGUGGAGAACUACGAGGAGUGCCUCCGGCAGCAGGUGGACAUCAUGUCCACCGAGCAGAAUUUCCUGGGCCACUUGCAGGAGCUGGAGGCGCUACCCCCUCAGCUGGAGAGCCUUGUUAACCCCACCACCAACGAGCAGUUGAGACAGAGCGUGGAGUCCGCACAGCUGAGGAGUGUGGAGGUCAGGGAGCAGCUGCAGUGUCACCAGGACAUCCUGCAAAGCUGUGUGGCUCAGUGGAACUCGUACCAGGAAGCCAGGCAGACAGUCAUUGAGCUAAUGAACGAGGCAGAGAAGAAGCUGACAGAGUUCUCCACGGCCAAAGCAGCCACCAGCCAAGAGGCCGAGGAGAAGCUGAAGAGCCACAAGUCCCUGGUGGCGCUGGUGAACAGCUUCCAGGAGAAGCUGACCGGCCUGGAGGAGCAGGCGUCCCAGCUGGAGCAGGUGGGGAGCGACGCCAGCAAGGCCACCAUCAGCCGCUCCAUGUCCACGGUGUGGCAGCGGUGGACGCGACUGCGCAGCGUGGCGCGGGGGCAGGAGAAGGUGCUGGAGGACACGGCCAUGGAGUGGAGGAGCUUCAGAGAGAAGAUGGAGAAGGUGAAGGCCAUCGCGGACGACCUGCAGAGCCGCGUGCCCGACAGCGCGGUGGAGAAGGCCUCCAAGACGGCACUGCAGACGCUGCUGGAGUACCACGAUUCCUUCAGCCAGGAGGUGGAGCGGGAGCACUCCGCCCUCACGCUGCUCCGCCAGUACGCCCUCAGCCUGCUCCGCGAUGUGGAGGUGCCCGCACACGCCCACGCCCAGGACGAGCUGCCCAGCCUGCAGGAGAUCCGCGCCGUGCAAGAGCGCUAUGAGAGCCUCCUGCAGCAGGUGCGGAAGAGCCGAGCGCAGGUGCAGCAAGAGCUGAAGGAGCGGGAGGAGGUGGAGAGGGAGCUGGCCCUGGUCAAGACCUGGAUCCAGGACACCCGGGGGCUUCUGCUCAGCCCCACCGCAGAUGUGGACACCCUGCUGCAAGAUCUCGAGGUCGUACAUGGAGAAGUGAUCUCCCACAGGCAGAAUGUGGAGAAAAUUGCAGAGCAGCAGCAGAGCAAAUACCUGGACCUGUACACCAUCCUGCCCUCUGAGAUCUCCAUGCAGCUGGCUGAAGUGACGCUGGCACUGGGGUCCACUGAGGACCAGAUUCAAGCCAGAGAAAGAGAAAUCCAACACACCAGAGACAUUAAGGAGGACUUCAGCUCCAGAAUCCAUGACGUCUCAGAAAAGAUGAGGAUCAUCUCCAUGAAGCUGAAGGAGAAAGCUACAGACGUGGCUCAAGCCAAAGAGGAGACUAAGGCACUGUGCGAGGAUCUGGACAGCUGUGGUCGGACUCUGUCUGAGCUGGACAGCGCCGUGCAGGAAUUCGGGGAGCAGCACCCGCUCCUGUCCAAGCAGCUGAGUGACGCCAUCGCCAAGCUAAACGAGAUACACCACCACACGGGCCGCUUAGCUGACUACAGGACAGCCCGGCUGAAGAAGGCGGGCUCACAUUUGGACGAGUUUAAUGAGAUGCUGGAUUUCAUUGUGAGCUGGACGGAGAAAGCUACGGCCUUGGUGAAGGGCAACAUCAUCUGGAACUCUGCGGCUCAGCUGCAGGACCAGAUCAGGACCUACCAGGCGGUGCUGAGAGAGUCACACGAGCUGCACGGAGACCUGGAGGUGAUGGGGGAGAAGGCGGCGGUGCUGUCGGAGGUGCUGCAGACGGAGGCCAUGAGCCAGCAGGUGUCCGAGCUCAGCCGCCACACCGAGGAGCUGCAGCAGAGCGUCAGGACGCGACUGCAAGGCCUGCAGGAUGCGGCGAAGGACAUGGAGAGGUUUGAGUGUGAGGUGAAGGCCCUGCACGCAGCUCUGGAGCAAGCCCAGGUCACUCUCACAUCCCCUGAUCUUGCCCGCCUGAGUCUGAAGGAGCAACUGGCCCAAAGACAGCGCCUGCUGACCGAGAUGGAGAGCUUCAAGCAGCAGGUGCACGCGGUGCAGGUGUGUCAGAGCGCCCUGCGCAUUCCGGAGGAGGUGGUGACCAGCCUGUCCAUCUGUCGCACUGCCCUUGGCCUGCAGCAGGAAGCUAGCCAGCUGCAGCACACUGCCAUCCAGCAGUGCAACAUCCUGCAGGAGGCCGUGGUGCAGUACGAGCAGUACGAACAGGAAGUGAGGCACCUCCAGCGGCUGAUCGAGGAGGCCCACCGGGUCAUCCAGGACCGACCCGUCUCCACCAGCAACAUCCAGGAGCUUCAGGCCCAGAUUCUCCACCAUGAGGAGUUGGCCCAGAAGAUCAAAGGCUACCAGGAGCAGAUCUCCUCCCUCAACUCUAAGUGCAAGAUGCUGACGAUGAAAGCCAAGCAUGCGACCAUGCUGCUGACGGUCACCGAAGUGGAGGGGCUGUCCGAGGGACUGGAUGAGCUGGACGCUGAGGUCCUCCCCAAACACCCUCCGGCGCACCCCUCCGUGGUGAUGAUGACCGCCGGCCGCUGUCACACGCUCCUCUCCCCUGUCACCGAGGAGUCUGGGGAAGAGGGCACCAACAGUGAGGUCUCCUCCCCGCCCGCCUGUCGCUCCCCCUCGCCCGUGGCUAACACUGACGCUUCCAUUAACCAGGCCACCACAGGGAGAGCCCCGCUCAGUAGGGCGCCAAUUCAGGAGCUGUAUGACCCGUCGUUGGAUUCUGUCGCUGUGGCAAACCUGGACGAUCUUCAGCGCUCGUGGGAGACACUGAAGAACGUGAUCAGCGAGAAACAGAAGACUCUGUACGAGGCUCUGGAGAGACAGCAACACUAUCAGGACUCUCUGCAGUCCAUAUCCACUAAGAUGGAGUCCAUAGAAGUGAAGCUGAACGAGGCUCUGGAGCCAGUAAAGAGCCCGGAGAGCCAGAUGGCCGCCCACCAGGCGCUGAUGGACGAGAUCCUGAUGCUCCAGGACGAGAUUAACGAGCUGCAGACGUGUUUCGCCGAGGAGCUGGCUUCGGACACCCUGGACUCGGACACCGCAGACCAGCUGGCCAUGCAGUCUACGCUCACGGUGCUGGCCGAGAGGAUGGCCACCAUUCGCAUGAAGGCCUCCGGGAAACGGCAGCUUCUGGAGGAACGUCUGAGCGAGCAGCUGGAGGAGCAGCGGCAGGUGCAGGCCUUGCAGCGCUACCACAGCGAGGCAGACGAGCUCGACCAUUGGCUGCUCAACACCCGCGCCUCCCUCAGCUCCACCCUGCGGCCCAGCCCCACAGACCUGGACAUGGACAUGGAGGAGCAGCUCAUCAGCUGCCAGAACAUGUUGCUGGAGAUCGAGCAGAAGGUGGCGGUGCUGUCGGAGCUGUCGGUACACAGCGAGAGCCUGCUGCUGGAGGGGAAGGCCCACACCCGGGAGGAGGCCGAGCAGCUCGCCGUCCGGCUGCACAACCUGAAGAGCAGCCUGCUGGAGCUGCAGAGGAUGCUGCUGGACAAACAGAUCAACAUCCAGGGCUCCCUGCAGGAACAGGAGGACAGCGAGCCAGACUCUGCCCUGUCCCAGAGCCCCAGUGUGCAGGACUGGUUGGCCCAGGCCCGCUCCACACGCUCCCAGCAGCACCAGGACAGCGUCCAGAGACAGAGGGAGCUGGAAGAACAGCUGGAAAAGCAGAAGAAGCUGCUGCAGUCUGUUGCCACCCGAGGGGAGGAGCUUCUGACACAACAGGCCACACCCAACGGAGCCAGUGUGACAGAAACCGUACCCCAGGAGCUGGACCUGGAGGGCGAGAAUCAGGCCGCAAUGGAUCAGAUGAGGCAGAAGUGGGAGAGCCUGAACAAGGACCUCAACACCAAACUCCAGCUCUUAAAGAACACGGUGGAGCAGGACCACAAGCAGCCAGUAUACAACAGGCCCAGCAGAGUUACCACCUCUGGGUCAUUAUUUAAAGAAGAGGCCCAGGUUCAGGACAAGUCCUCACUCAAGUCUUUGUUCGGAGAAUUCAGCCAGGCCCACCAAGAGGCCUUUUCACAGGCAGGGGGCGCUGAGAAGCACAGCCUUCCUCUGGGGCAGAAGCUGUACACUGCUGUGUCAGCCAGCUCCUCCUGGCUGGACGACGUGGAGAACAACCUGUUCUCCGGGCCUGUGCUUCUAGCCGAAGACGCUGAGACGCAGCUGUGCAACCAGGAGGCUCUGAGGAAGGAUUUGUCAGAGGUGACAGAGGAAGUGAGCCAGAGCAGGGAGCAGCUGGGAGGUGAGGAGGGGCUGGCCGGAGAAGACCAAGCCCUGAUGGAGGAAACGCUGGACUGCCUGACGGUUCGGCUGGGAGCCCUGGACUCAGUCCUGGGGCAGCGCUGUGAGGACACCAGGAGACGCCUGCAGGAGCUCACCGCCUUUCAGACGGAGCUGCGGCUGCUCUUCACUGCUCUCAGUGAGGCGAGGUACCAGAUCCUCCAGACACUGGCAGAGGCGUUGGACCGGCCAGCCUCCAAACAGAUGGAGACUAUAUCUGAGGCAGAGGAGGGCUUGAGGGAGUUUGAACAGAGGAUCACUGAGCUCAAGUCCAGAGGAGAGGAGCUGCAGCCUGACCAGGUCUCCACCCAAGAGCUGCUGAAGCUGCAGGAUGCGUAUGAAGAGCUGGUGUUGACCGUGGGCUCACGCUGCAGCGGGCUGAACCAGAACCUAGCUCUGAAGGCCCAGUACGAGCGGGCCCUCCAGGACCUGACUGACCUGGUGGACACAGCUCAGGACAAGAUGGCUGCCGACCAGAAGAUGAUGGCCAGCUCUGUGGAGGAAGUCCAGAGCCUCCUCGACAAGCACAAAGAAUUCUUCCAGGGCCUGGAGUCCCACAUGAUCCUGACAGAGACAUUCUUCAGGAAGAUCAGCAGCUUUGUCCUCCCGAGGGAGAGUCAGGCCCUGGAGGAGACACUGGCCCAGGCCCAGGGGGUCCUGAAACAGGCCCACAAGAGAGGGGUGGAGCUGGAAUACAUCCUGGAGACGUGGAGCCAGCUGGAAGAAGACUACCAGUCCCUGCACAGGCAGCUGGAGGCAGUAGAGUGCAGCAUUCCCACUGUGGGCCUGGUGGAGGAGACAGAAGAAAGGCUAACCGAGAGGAUCGCACUCUAUCAGCGGCUGAAGGCGAGCCUGACGGAGCACCAGCACCAGCUGUACCAGGUUCUGGAGGACGGGAAGCGGCUCCUGCUGUCCGUGUGCUGCUCGGACCUGGAGACCCAGCUCACCCAGCUCGGGGAGCACUGGCUCAGCAACACCACCAAGGUCAACAAGGAGCUGCACCGCCUGGACUCCAUCCUCAAGCACUGGACCAGGUACCAGAGUGAGUCAGCUGAGCUGAGCCAGUGGUUGCGGUCCGCCCUGGACCGGCUUGAGUUCUGGAGCACCCAGUCAGUGACCGUUCCCCAGGAGCUGGAGACAGUCAGAGACCACCUUUACGCAUUCCUGGACUUCUCCAAGGAGGUGGACGCCAAGUCCUCUCUGAAGUCGUCAGUGCUGUCCACGGGGAACCAGCUGCUGAGGCUGAAGAAGGUGGACACGGCGGGCCUGCGCUCAGCGCUCGCUCAGGUGGACACCCAGUGGGCAGAACUGCUCACCCGCAUCCCCGUGGUCCAGGAAAAGCUCCACCAGCUGCAAAUGGAGAAGCUGGCAUCUCGGCAUGCCAUAACAGAGCUGAUGAGCUGGAUCUCGUUGAUGGAGAACGUGAUGGAGGAGGACGAAGAGAAGAUCAAGGGAGUGGUUGGAUCUGCAGCCAUCCAGGGCUACCUGCAGAAGUACAAGGGCUUUAAGAUUGAUGUGAACUGCAAGCAGCUGACCGUGGACUUCGUGAAUCAGUCGGUCCUGCAAAUUAGUAGCCAGGACGUGGAGAGCAAGCGCAGUGACAAGACCGACUUCGCCGAGAGACUGGGAGCCAUGAACCGGCGCUGGCAGAUUCUUCAGGGCCUCAUCACUGAAAAGAUCCAGAUGCUGGAAGCCCUGCUGGAGUCCUGGCUGGAGUAUGAGAGCAGUGUGCAAACCCUCAAAACCUGGUUUUCAGUGCAGGAGGAAAAGCUGAAGAAGAAGUACAGGAUAGAAGACCUGGCAUCUGUGCAGAAUGCCCUGAAAGACUGCCAGGAGUUAGAGGAGUUGGUGAAGGAGAAGGAGAGAGAGGUAGAGAAGGUAGAAGAGAGGGGCUGUGCCCUAAUCCAGAACAAGAAGGAGGAGGCCUGUGCCGUCGUCAUGGAAGCGCUCCAAGGCCUCAAUCACUCCUGGGCUAACCUGGACCACCUGAUCGGGCAGCUUAAGAUCAGCCUGAAGUCAGUGCUGGACCAGUGGAACGUGUACAAGCGGGCGUCUGAGGAGAUCAAUGGCUACUUGAUGGAGGGGCGGUACUCUGUGUCCAGAUUCCGCCUCCUCACUGGCUCUCUGGAAGCUGUCCAGGUGCAGGUGGAGAAUCUGCAGAACCUGCAGGAGGAGCUGGAGAAGCAGGAGAGCAGCCUGAGGAAGUUUGGCUCUGUGACCCACCAGCUGCUGAAGGAGUGCCACCCGUCUGUGGCCGACGCUCUCAACAGCACCCUCAAGGACGUCAACAUGAGGUGGAACGGCCUGCUGGAGGAAAUUGCACAGCAGCUGAAGAGCAGCAAAGCCCUGCUGCAGCUGUGGCAGCGCUACAAGGAGCUGUACAGCCAGAGCGCCAAGAACGUCCAGAAGCAGGAGGAGCGCGCCGACCGGCUGCUCAAGACCGCGUCCAAUAAGGACAUUGCUGAUGAGGAGGUGUCCGCCUGGAUCCAGGACUGCGGGGAGCUGCUGCGGACCCAGAAGACGGUGCAGGACUCCCUGCAGGUCCUGUACGAACUGGGCGAACAGCUGAAGCAGCAGGUGGACGCCUCUGCUGUGGCGGCCAUCCAGUCGGACCGUCUGUCACUCACGCAGCGCCUGGCUGUGGUGGAGCAGGCCCUCAGCAGGCAACAGGCGGUACUGCAGGCUGGAGUUCAGGACUUUGAGAGCUUUAGUGAGCAGCUGGAAUCACUGAACUGCUGGGUCUUAGAGGCUGAGGAGCUUCUGAAAGGACCAGACCCCAAUCGCUCCUCAGAUCUCUCCGUCAUCCAGGACCGCAUGGAGGAGCUCAAGGGCCAGAUGCUCAAGUUCAGCAGCAUGUCUCCAGACCUGGAGCGUCUGAAUGAGCUGGGCUACAGGCUGCCCCUCAAUGACAAAGAGAUCAAACUUAUGCAGAACCUCAACAGGACCUGGUCGAAAGCCUCAGCCCAGACAACUGAGCGAUUCAGCAAACUGCAGGCCUUCCUGCUGCAGCACCAGACCUUCUUGGAGAAGUGCGAGACGUGGAUGGAGUUCCUGGUUCAGACAGAGGAGAAGCUGGCAUCUGAGAUCUCCGGGAACUACCAGAGUUUAUUGGAGCAGCAGAGGGCCCACGAGCUGUUCCAAGCGGAGAUGUUCAGCCGACAACAAAUUCUCCACUCGAUCAUCAGUGACGGGCAGCGGCUACUGGAGCAGGGACAGGUGGACGACAGGGAUGAAUUUAACCUGAAGUUGGCGCUGUUGAGUAACCAGUGGCAGGGCGUGGUGCGGCGAGCUCAGCAAAGGCGGGGCAUCAUCGACAGCCUGAUCCGCCAGUGGCAGCGCUACAGGGAGAUGGCCGAGAAGCUGCGCAAGUGGCUGGUGGAGGUGUCCCACCAGGCGGACGUCAUCCAGAAGGGGGCGCCAGUGCCCCUGCAGCAGGCCCGCACCAUGCUGGACGAGGUCCAGCUGAAGGAGAAGGUGCUGCAGCGGCAGCACGGCAGUUACAUCCUGACGGUGGACGCGGGGCGCCAGCUGCUCCUCAGCGCCGACAGCAGGGCGGAGACGGCGCUGCAGGCCGAGCUCACCGACAUCCAGGAGCGCUGGAGGCAUGCCAACAUCCGCCUGGACGAGCAGAAGAGGGAGCUGGUCACCCUGCUCAAGGACUGGGAGAGAUGUGAGAAGGGGAUUGGCGGAUCGCUGGAGAAACUGCGGGCCUUUAAGCGAAAGCUCUCCCUGCCUCUUCCCGAGCACCAUGAGGAGCUGCACUCGGAGCAGAUCCGCUGCAAGGAGUUAGAGAACACCUUCGACGGGUGGACAGAAGACCUGGCCCACCUGGUGCAGCUGAAGGAGUCGCUGUCCAGCUACAUCAGCGCCGAUGACCUGUCUGUGCUGCAGGAGCGCAUUGAGCUACUGCAAAGGCAGUGGGAGGAGAUCUGCCACCAGCUCUCUCUGCGCAGGCAGCAGGUGAGUGAGAAGCUGAACGAGUGGGCCGUCUUCAAUGAGAAGAACAAGGAGCUGUGCGAGUGGCUCACCCAGAUGGAGAGCAAGGUCUCUCAGAAUGGAGAUAUCAGCAUUGAGGAAAUGAUCGAGAGACUCCGCAAGGACUACCAGGAAGAGAUCGCCAUGGCUCAGGAGAACAAGCUCCAGCUGCAGCAGAUGGGCGAGCGCUUAGCCAAGGCCAGCCACGAGAGCAAGGCCUCUGAGAUCGAGUACAAGCUGAGCAAGGUCAACGAGCGCUGGCAGCACCUGCUGGAUCUCAUCGGAGCCAGGGUGAAGAAGCUGCGGGAGACUCUGGUGGCCGUGCAGCAGCUGGAUAAGAACAUGAGCAGCCUGCGAUCCUGGCUGGCUCACAUCGAGACCGAGCUGUCCCGCCCCAUCGUCUACGACACAUGCGACUCCCAGGAGAUCCAGAGGAAACUCAGCCAGCAACAGGACCUCCAGCGUGACAUCGAGAAGCACAGCACAGGCGUGGCCUCGGUCCUGAACCUGUGCGAGGUGCUGCUGCACGACUGCGAUGCCUGCGCCACGGAGACGGAGUGCGACUCCAUCCAGCAGGCCACGCGCGGCCUGGACCGCCGCUGGAGGAACAUCUGCGCCAUGUCCAUGGAGAGGAGGCUCAAGAUCGAGGAGACAUGGAGGCUGUGGCAGAAGUUUCUGGACGACUUCUCUCGUUUCGAGGACUGGCUGAAGACCUCGGAGAGGACGGCCGCACUGCCCAACUCAUCUGGAGUGCUCUACACCGUCGCCAAAGAGGAACUGAAGAAGUUCGAGGCCUUCCAGCGGCAGGUCCACGAGAGCCUGACCCAACUGGAGCUCAUCAACAAGCAGUACCGGCGUCUGGCCCGGGAGAACCGCACCGACUCGUCCUGCCGCCUGCGGGAGAUGGUGCACGAUGGGAACCAGCGCUGGGACUACCUGCAGAAGAGGGUGUCGUCCAUCCUGCGCCGGCUCAAGCACUUUAUUACUCAGAGGGAGGAGUUUGAGACGGCCAGAGACAGUAUCCUGGUAUGGCUGACUGAGAUGGACUUACAGCUGACCAACAUCGAGCACUUCUCAGAGUGUGACGUUCAGGCCAAAAUCAAGCAGCUCAGGGCGUUCCAGCAGGAGAUCUCCCUGAACACGGGCAAGAUCGAGCACGUGUUCCACCAGGGGGAGGUGCUGAUUGAGAAGAGUGAGCCUCUGGACGCUGCCGUCAUCGAGGAGGAGCUGGAGGAGCUGCAGAGAUACUGCCAGGAGGUGUUCGGCCGUGUCGAGCGUUACUACAAGAAGCUCACCCGCCUACCGCUGACGGACGAUGAGCACGACGUGUCCGACCGGGAGCUGGACCUGGAAGAGGGUGGGGAUCUGUCCAGCCUGCCCUGGACCGAGGGGCAGAGCGACAGCCCGCUGUCCCCUCUCCCCUCCUCCAGCCGCUCAAUCUCCCUGGCUGCUCCCGCCCGGGCGGAGCGCUCCGGCAGGGACACGCCCGCCAGCGUGGACUCCAUCCCCCUGGAGUGGGACCACGACUACGACCUGAGCCGUGGCCUGGGCUCAGAGCCGGGAGACCGGCCCCAGGAGGAGGGUGAGGACUUCCACAGACACGCCGGGGGUGCCCUCGCAGAUGUAGUGAUUCCCGAAAGCCCAGAGGCCUAUGUAAAACUGACAGAAAAUACACUGAGAUCCUCCUCUGUUGAGCCGGGCUCCCUGGAGUCACGCAUCCGACAGCUGGACAAGGCCCUGGACUCCAGCCGCUUCCAUCUGCAGCAGACAGAGGGCCUUCUCCGCAGCCCCACCCCCACCGGCCCAGAGCUGGACGCCAACUACAUGGGCUACAUGAGGCUGCUGGGAGAUUGCCGCAGCAGCAUCGACACGGUGAAGAGAGUGGGCGGAGAGCUGAAGGAUGAGGAGGACGAGCUGUCAGGACUCAUAAAUCUGAACAGCACAGAGUCACAGACCUCAGGUGUGAUUGAGCGCUGGGAGCUGCUUCAGGCCCAGGCCCUCAGUAAGGAGUUCAGGCUGAAGCAGAACCUCCAGCAGUGGCAGCAGUUCAAAUCCGACCUGGACAGCGUGUGGGCGUGGCUAGGCCAGGCGGAGGCGGAGCUGGAGCAGCUGCGGGGGCUGGAGCGCAGCACGGACAUCCACACCAUCGAGCUGCGCAUCAAGAAGCUAAAGGAGCUGCAGAAGGCCGUGGACACGCGCAAGGCCAUCGUGCUGUCCAUCAACCUGUGCAGCGCCGAGUUCCUGCAGUCGGACUCGGACGAAACCCGGGAGCUCCAGGCCCGGCUGAAGGAGAUGAACAACCGCUGGGACCGGCUGGGCAGCUCCCUGGAGGAGUGGAGGGGGUCGCUGCAGGACGCCCUCAUGCAGUGCCACGAUUUCCAUGAGAUGAGUCAUGGUCUGCUGCUGUGGUUGGAGAACAUUGACCGCAGGAGGAAUGAGAUCGUCCCCAUUGACCACAGCCUGGACAGUGACAUUCUCCGCGAGCAUCACAGGACGCUCAUGCAAAUCCGGCGGGAGCUGCUGGAUUCGCAGCUGAAGGUGGCGUCACUGCAGGAAAUGUCCAAUCAGCUGCUGGUGCACACAGAGGGAAGCGACUGCCUGGAGGCCAAGGAGAAGGUGCACGUUAUCGGGAACCGCCUCAAGCUUCUCCUGAAGGAGGUGACCCGAGACAUCCGAGAGCUGGAGAAGACCCUGGAGAUCACCAGCAGUCAGCAGGACCUGUCGUCUUGGUCUUCGGCCGAUGAGCUGGACACCUCCGGGUCCGUAAGCCCCGUGUCCGGGCGGAGCACGCCGAGCCGGCGCCGAUCGCCACGGGGCAAAUGUAGUCUGUCUCAGCCUGGACCUUCUGUCAGCCGCCCACACCGCAGGUCUCCCAGAGGCGGUGGGUCCGGUUCCUCCCGUUCUGAGGUGCAGCCGGCCCCGCGGUGCCAGCCUUUCUUCCUGCGCGUGCUGCGGGCGGCGCUACCUCUCCAGCUGCUCCUGCUGCUGCUCGUCGGCCUGGCCUGCCUGGUGCCCAUGACCGAGGAGGACUUCAGCUGCACUCACUCCAACAACUUCGCCCGCUCCUUCCACCCCAUGCUCCGCUACACCAACGGCCCGCCGCCCAUAUGAACGCCAAGGACUCUGACCCCCCGCCAGCCGGUUUUAGUGACGGACGGUCCCGCUGUUGUUUUUGUUUUUUUUUUUAAUCCGUUGAGUUUCCGUGGAAACAGACGAGGAAAAAAAAGCACUAUUUAAAUUGGUAGCCAAAGUCGAUUGUGCUGUGUCUUUGUACAGGUAAAUACAGCUGCUAUUUGUCGUUACUCAAUCUGCAUAGAUGUUAGGAUCAAGUGUGGCACCCUUCGGUUGCUGUACGUUAUGUCGCGUGAGACGAAGUAGUCUUUGAAGCUGAAUAAGAAGCCUCCAUUACUUACCAAAAAUGGGGCGAAGCGGAUAGAGUGAGUCCAUUUGUUACUGGAUAACACUGACGUAAGCACUGUUUUAGAUACAGCACUAGUGUUGUUCUGGCCCAAGGCUAACGUCUUCCUUUAAGUGAAAAAAAAAAAAA
Molecule: messenger RNA, 27124 nt
Organism: Megalops cyprinoides (Indo-Pacific tarpon)
Lineage: Eukaryota; Metazoa; Chordata; Actinopteri; Elopiformes; Megalopidae
Product: nesprin-1-like
Exons: 146
Coding region: 223-26688 (8821 amino acids)
Cellular component (GO): membrane
Molecular function (GO): protein binding
Source: RefSeq, a predicted model, not a curated record